AGCAGUGCCUCCUUCUUGAAUGAUGUUGGUCCUGGAGGUUCGAUUGUGGGUACGAGGCAGGCACACAUAAAUGGUCCAAAAGUUGUUUUUUAAGUUUAGCUUUCUACGCGCUCCUUGGUUUGCAGUCCUGGAUCCGGUUCGGUAUCUUUUAGUGCUACAUGUACAGUAGAAGACACCUCCGACGAGAAUACUAUAUUUGUACCUAGAACAUAUGCACGAGGCCACUCUUGGUUUUUGAAACUCCCCGUCCAUUCGUUUGUAUUGUACUUCAUUUUGCAGCAGUACACCACAAUAUUAUUGGCACUGCGCUAAAUCAUCUAAAAGAACCCAGCCAGCAAGCAUCUUCACGAAGAUGACGGACGACGCUGCGGCCAACCUGGAUGAGCAGACCCAGAAGCAGAUGGAAGAGCUGCGAAAUGAGGCAAAGCAAGCACCGGGGGUCGGUAAACUGGAAUCUUUGCAAGACUUUGCAAACGCGGAGUUCGGUUUGGAACAAACGGGCCCCUCCGCCGCGACGGCAGGAACAAGCAGUUCCAGCGGUUCACAGAACACUUUUUACAAGAAAACCAUGACGUUGACCAAGCAGUUUUCCCGACUCCGCAAGUGCCGCCGGGACGGGAACUGCUUCUACCGGAGCUACCUAUUCGGUAUGAUGGCGGAGAUGUGCAAGAAUGUGGGGUUUAGGAAGCACAUCAAGGCGAUUCUCGCGCAGAGCUUGAGCUACUGCGAGAGCGCGGGGUACGACAAAUUCGCACUGGAGGAGAUGCACGAGGAAGUCACGGAAAGUACAAUAUCACUAUGAUUUACAUUUACUAUGCUUGUUGAGAUGUACUCGUAGCAGUUAGGCUCUCAUACGGAAUUUUCAUUCCCAACCAUUAACAUUCUCCUGUUGCGCCUCUGUGCAACAAGAUUUCACAGUCUAAUGCGGUGAUGAAAUCAAGUUGCAAACUCGAUACCAGUUGUCGACAACCUUUUCCCGGACGAUCAGACAGGGGAACUCGACAUCAGCAAAGUAGAACAACUCUUCCAGUCUGACGACCUCAAUUACCCCAUCUGCUUCGCGCGGUGCCUCACCAGCAGCUUCAUGAAGCACAACAAGGACGACUUCCUACCGUUUUUGACGACGCACGACACCGUGGAAGCCUUCUGCAUGAGCGAGGUAUACUUACUACUGCAUCAAGGGGGUAGGCUUGUGCUUGAGAUUCCUGUUUGUUGCGCUAGCGCGUAACUUUUUUUACAAAAAUGUGAAUACUUCUGUAGGGUAGCUUCCUGGUGGUCGUGUCAAGGCUCCAUGGGUCGUGACACAAAUGUAAAACAGGUCGACCCCUUGUGGAAGGAGGCAGACCAGCUGCAGAUACAAGCGCUCGCGAGCUACUUCAAAAUCCCCAUUCGGAUAUUUUACCUGGACCAGAGCGAGGGAGAUGCCUGCACCGUGCACGAGAUGCUGUUCAACGAGAGCGGGGGCGGUGGAGAAGAGGACAGUCCGACCGCGGUAAUCAACUUCUUGUACCGACCAGGACACUACGAACUGUUGUAUGUGUGAACAGCCAAUUUUUCGCGGUCCGGCGGGUAAUCCGAUUUCAGCUUUGAAGAGGCGAGCGGAAGCGGGUCAGUUGGUAACGGGACAAAUACGGAACUUAGCCGGAAGUUGCAGAGGAGGAAUUGCGAAUGGAAACUCUAUGUGCAGCUGUCGAAAGUAUAGCUUCAACCUGUCGUCGUGCCGGGCACACACGUGUCGUGUCGUACCUGCUCACCAUCUGCGCUCGCACAAUAGCUCAAAAUAUGAUGGAACUGCUCAUAUUAUCCCGCACAUGGAAAGAUGAAUUUCAAAUUUCUAGGCAGCCGUACAUCAAGCGACCACGAGUAUUUUCCACAUCAGGCCCGAGAAAUGAUUCUGCGUAUAACAUCAAUGUGAUUUCUUGAUGACUCUGAC
Molecule: messenger RNA, 1933 nt
Organism: Amoebophrya sp. A120
Lineage: Eukaryota; Dinophyceae; Syndiniales; Amoebophryaceae
Source: the annotation of a GenBank genome assembly